AUGGCUCUCCUAAGAACUUUCCUCGCUUCCCUGCUUGUUGCAGCUCCCUUUGCUGCCGCUGCUCCUAUUGAUGUUGCCGAGACCCUGGGUGACAUGGCCGACAGUAUCGGAGGUGGCCUUGGAAAUGAAGCGGACAAGAAGAUGGGAAUUAGCGCUUUCCUUCGACCCAUGCUCAAGAACCCCGAUGCUCAAAACAUCAUCGCUAACCGAUAUAUCGUUGUGUACAAUGACACCUUUGACGACGAUGCGAUCAGUGCCAAGGAGGCUUCCUUUGCUGCCGCUAUCAAGAAGCGAAAUCUCAACAAGCGAAGCUCAAUCGGCGAGGCCAUGUCUACUUCAAUUCAGUCGUUCCGCAUGAACAAGUGGCGUGCCAUGUCUCUAGACGCCGACGAUCUCAUGGUUCAGGAUCUUUACAAUUCUGAUGAGGUUGCAUAUAUCGAGGCCGACCAGAAAGUUCAACUUAAUGCUGCUAUUGCUCAAGUUAAUGCCCCUCCUGGACUUGACCGUCUCUCUCACGCCCAGGUCAACCAGGACACCUAUGUCUUCGACGACUCUGCUGGCGAGGGCAUUACUGCCUACGUUGUCGACACUGGUAUCAAGAUUGAUCACAGCGAGUUUGAGGGCCGUGCCACUUUCGGAGCCAACUUCAUUAACAAUGUUGAUGACGAUGAGAACGGUCACGGCAGCCACGUUGCUGGUACUAUCGGUGGUGCUACCUUUGGUGUUGCCAAGAAGGUUGACCUUGUUGCCGUCAAGGUUCUCGAUGCCUCAGGCGGUGGCAGCAACUCUGGUGUCCUCCAGGGCAUGCAGUUCGUUAUUGACGACGCCAAGAAGAAGAACCGCGUUGGCAAGGCUGUUAUGAACAUGUCUCUUGGUGGUGACUUCUCUCAAGCCAUCAACCGUGCUAUCGAGGCUCUCUUCAAGGCUGGCGUUGUCCCUGUUGUUGCUGCCGGUAACGAGAACCGUGAGACUGCCCUUACUUCUCCUGGCUCUGCCCCCAACGCCAUUACUGUCGGUGCUAUUGAUGCCACUACCGAUGAGCGUGCUGAUUUCUCCAACUUUGGCCCCGAGGUCGACGUCUACGCUCCCGGUGUUAACGUCCUCAGUGUCGGCAUCAAGUCAAACACUGACACCGCUACCCUCAGCGGUACCAGCAUGGCCUCUCCUCACGUUGCCGGUCUCGCCGCCUACCUCAUGGGCUUCCAGCAGCUCGACGGCCCUGCUCAGGUCGCCAGCCUCAUCAAGAGCCUCGCUGGACAGACUGGUGCCAAGGUCAAGAACAACGUCCAGGGCACUACCAGCAACAUCGCCAACAACGGCAACCAAUAG
Fusarium mangiferae is the source of this 1329-nucleotide messenger RNA. RefSeq names its product putative alkaline protease (oryzin). The transcript has 4 exons. Gene Ontology annotation, molecular function: serine-type endopeptidase activity. Gene Ontology annotation, biological process: proteolysis. NCBI's taxonomy places the organism in Eukaryota, Fungi, Ascomycota, Sordariomycetes, Hypocreales, Nectriaceae. The coding region runs from base 1 to 1329 and encodes 442 amino acids. The record is from RefSeq and is a predicted model, not a curated record.